Messenger RNA from Phragmites australis (common reed), 3054 nucleotides. RefSeq names its product kinesin-like protein KIN-7J. Gene Ontology annotation, biological process: microtubule-based movement. The transcript is spliced from 13 exons. NCBI's taxonomy places the organism in Eukaryota, Viridiplantae, Streptophyta, Magnoliopsida, Poales, Poaceae. Gene Ontology annotation, molecular function: microtubule motor activity; ATP binding; microtubule binding. Bases 185 to 2959 code for a protein of 924 amino acids. The record is from RefSeq and is a predicted model, not a curated record.
GCCUUUGCUCGCUCCAAUGCACUUUGCACUCGAUACGCAUGAACACGACGCUGUUUGGUGGUGUGCAUUGUGAUGCCCGCGAGCGUCUGGUGACGGUUGGUUGCUUGUUUCAUUUUGUGUCGCGUUAGCAAGCAGGGAAGGCAGGCUAGGCGAGCAGACGCGGACCGCCGCGCGCGGGCGGGCGAUGGCGGGGGAAGAGCGGAUCGUGGUGUCGGUGCGGCUGCGGCCGGUGAACGCGCGGGAGGCGGAGCGCGGCGACGGCUCCGAAUGGGAGUGCGCCGGCCCAACCACCCUCAUGUUCCGCGGCAACAUUCCCGAGCGCGCCAUGUUCCCCGCCGCCUACACCUACGACCGGGUGUUCAGCCCGGAGUGCAGCACGAAGCAGGUGUACGAGGAAGGGGCCAAGCAUGUGGCUCUAUCGGUGCUCAGCGGAAUCAACUCAAGCAUAUUCGCGUACGGGCAGACGAGCAGCGGCAAGACUUACACCAUGGUCGGCAUCACGGAACACAGCAUGUCGGACAUCUACGACUACAUCGACAAGCAUCCUGAGAGGGAGUUCAUCUUGAAAUUUUCGGCGAUGGAGAUAUACAACGAAGCUGUGAGGGAUCUCUUGAUCCCCGACGCGACGCCUCUAAGGCUUCUUGAUGAUCCGGAGAAAGGAACUGUCGUAGAGAAACUCACCGAGGGAACUCUCAGGGACAAAGGUCAUCUCUUGGAGCUCCUUGCUGUGUGUGAAGCUCAAAGACAGAUUGGGGAAACUACUCUGAAUGAAACAAGCUCCAGAUCUCACCAGAUACUCAGACUGACGAUCGAGAGUUCGACAAAGCAGUUCAUGGGACGAGGCAACUCGAGCACCCUUCUGGCUUGUGUGAAUUUUGUUGAUUUAGCCGGAAGUGAGCGUGCCUCUCAAACGCAAUCAGCUGGUAUGAGGCUGAAGGAAGGCAGCCAUAUUAACAGAAGUCUGCUUACACUGGGAAAGGUCAUUCGCCAACUCAGCAAGGGGAGAAACGGCCAUAUCCCUUACAGAGAUUCGAAGCUCACUCGCAUAUUACAGCCAUCUUUGGGAGGCAACGCGAGGACGGCUAUUAUCUGCACAAUGAGCCCAGCACACUGUCACAUUGAGCAAUCCAGGAACACGCUUUUGUUCGCUAACUGUGCGAAAGAUGUAGUUACUGACGCACAGGUCAAUGUGGUGAUGUCAGACAAGACAUUGGUGAAACAUCUUCAGAGAGAACUUGCGAGGCUAGAGAAUGAGCUCAAGUUCCCUGGAUCAGUCUCUUGCAGUACUCACGCUGAGGCUUUGAGAGAGAAGGAUGAACUGAUUAAACAGUUGGAAGAACAGCUGAAGGAAUUGAUGGAGCAGAAAGACACUGUUCAAUCCCAACUUGACAGUUUCCGCAGAGUUGCAAGCGAUGGGCACAUCGAUGACCGCACAGCAAGGCCAUGGGGUGAACGUAAUCGGUCUUCAGAGUCCCUUCCACGUAAUGUGUCUGAAGAUGCGUUUUCUUCUUCUGAUACUUACGAUGCUGCUUACGAAGAUCAAGAUGAUCUCGGCUCAAAAGCGCUUGAUGCAUCACACGUCUGCAACGGUCGUCAUCAUGACCCAAAUCUCCCUGAACGAACAGCGAAGCGGCAUCAACAAACAAUGGAUAAACAGUCAAUUUCCAGUUUACACCCAAUGAGCAACCAUAUUUCUGAUAGCUUAGAGAUGUAUCAAGCAAAAAGGGAGGCUUCACCUGAGGUCUCUGAGGAGCAUUGCAAGGAAGUCCAAUGCAUUGAAACAAAUGAGCUCAGGAGAAGGAAUAGCCAAGGAUUCUUUCCUGCAGGUAGAUCCCAUGCGGACGCAGAGGUAAGCGAAGAGAAGCAUGGUGAAAGCACGACAAGCACAGUAGACAAUGCCAUCAAACUGUAUACGUGCGAUUUUGACCCAUCUUCUGAUACCCAAAAACCUAACACUGACGAAUCUUUGGCUCUGAAGAGGUGUGUAGUAAGCUCCAGGGAUAGUGUGCUAAGCAGGAGUAGAAGCUGCCGAGCUAGCUUCAUGGUCAUUCCGAAUAGUUGGUUUGAUGAUUCAGUGGACAUGAACAUGACACCUCCAGGUGAAAUUUUCAAAUAUGGCCCGAGAAGGCCAGAGAAGGUCAGGAGAAGCCUGUAUCCUGAAAACGGUGACCACCAAAAUGAUCGUCCAUUGGACUGUCCUGUGGCCUUUGGACGAGUUGCAUCUGAUGCUGAUGCACACAAGAGCACUUGCAGUGCUGAAGAGGAAGGCGUUAUUAGUGACAUCAGCUGCAUCACGGAAGUGAAGGAGACGUCAAAAGAGCACCAUACAUCACACCUACGGGGAAAUCAGCAGCAGAAUGAAGAUUUAGCGCCCCCGAAAAAUGUCAAAGAUGGUGGCACAGAUUCCUCAGUGACCACCGUCGAGUCUCCUUCUCGGUGGCCUAUUCAUUUCGAGACAAAACAGCAAGAAAUUAUUGAGUUAUGGCAGGAGUGCAAUGUCUCUAUAGUACACAGAACUUACUUUUUCCUCCUCUUCAAGGGAGAUAAGGCAGAUAACAUCUACUUGGAAGUAGAGCACAGGAGAUUGUCCUUCAUUAAAAAUUCGUUCAGUGCUGGUGAUGAGCCUAAUGCUACUGUUACAUCAAGCUUGAGGAAUCUUCGGCAUGAAAGAGACAUGCUCUACAGGCAGAUGCUGAGGAGAUUUCAUCUUGCAGAAAGGGAGAGCCUUUACACUAAGUGGGGGAUAGAUCUGAACUCCAAACAGAGGAGGCUGCAGCUAUCGCGCCGCAUCUGGGCACAGACUGACAUGGAACACGUGAGGGAGAGCGCCGCUAUUGUCGCAAAGCUAGUCGAACAUCUGGAGCGGGGGCAGGCCAUCAAGGAGAUGUUUGGGUUGAGCUUCACACUGAACCCACGAGCUGAUCGGAGAUCUUUCAGCUGGGUCGGUGCUUACUCCUAAAUUAAGCAUUGUGGCGAUGAUGAUAUGACAAUGACGGCCAUGAUGACUCAGUGACAAUGGCAUGGUGCCAGAUGAUGAAUACAUCUUAGAGGAUA